CACUAUAUAUAGCUCUAUCUCUCUACAUAUAUACGCGGAGGGAGAGAGAGAAACUGGGAGAUUGGCAGUGUUAAAUCCUAAUAAGCCCUACGCUACGUUCUCCGUGACCACUUUGUCGUAUAUCCUUCUCAUCCAUCAUCACGUAUGGUAUUGUUACACAGUAGAGGAGGAGGAGGAGGAGGACAAGGAGGAGCGCUGAAAUUAGACGAUAGAAAACAAGCAGAUGUGGUAGCGGAGAAGGGAAUGCGAUUGGGUAAGUAUGAGUUGGGAAGGACUCUAGGGGAAGGCAACUUUGGGAAGGUUAAAUUGGCCAGAAACCUGGAAUCGGGUGAACCUUUUGCCAUCAAGAUAUUGGAGAAGAACAGAAUUAUCGAUCUCAAGAUCGCUGAUCAGAUAAAGAGGGAGAUCGGAACCUUGAAACUCCUCAAACAUCCUAACGUUGUCCGAUUACAUGAGGUCCUGGCAAGCAAGACAAAGAUAUUUAUGGUCCUUGAGUACGUGGAUGGAAGUGAACUCUUUGAGAGAAUUGCAUGUAAGGGAAAAUUUGCGGAAGCUAAAGGGAGAAAACUCUUUCAACAGUUAAUCGACGGUGUCAGUUACUGUCACAACAAAGGCGUAUUUCACAGAGAUCUCAAACUAGAAAAUGUGUUGAUUGAUACCCACGGAAAUAUCAAGAUAACGGAUUUUGGCCUCAGUGCAUUGCCUCAGCAUGUUAGAGAUGAUGGCUUGUUUCAUACAACAUGUGGAAGCCCAAACUACGUCGCCCCUGAAAUUCUUUCAAACCGAGGGUAUGAUGGUGCAACCUCCGAUACGUGGUCAUGUGGAGUCAUCUUAUACGUUAUUCUCACUGGAUACCUCCCUUUUGAUGAUCGAAAUCUUGCAGUACUCUAUCAAAAGAUCUUCAAGGGAGAUGUGCAGAUACCGAAGUGGCUGUCUCUGGAAGCAAAAGACCUAAUAAAAAGAAUACUGGACCCCAAUCCUCAUACUAGAAUAACUAUGGCUGAAAUAAAAGAAAAUGAGUGGUUCAAACGAGAAUAUGUUCGUUUAGAUCCUGGGAAAGAAGAAGAAGAGGAAGACAACAACAAUGACGACAACCGUGAGGAAGACAGCGAUAAUGGUGCUAACACGGAUGAUGAAGUUUCAUCUGUUCAUGAAACUCCUUCAGAUGCAGAUAAAGAACAACAUUCCUCUACUCUGAUCAAUGCCUUUCAGUUGAUUGGAAUGUCUUCAUGUCUAGAUCUUUCUGGCUUCUUUGAGAAAGAGAACGUUUCUGAGAGGAAAAUCAGAUUUACAUCUAAACAUUCUCCCAAGCAACUGCAAGAGACAAUUGAAGAUACAGCAAAGCAGAUGGGAUUGAAUGUCCAGAGGAAAAAAGGAAAGCUCAAAGUAAUUCAACCAUGCAAAGGUCUGAACGUCCUUGGAUGGCUCUCAGUUUUUACAGAGAUUUUUGAGAUAAGUCCCUCAUUAUGUGUAGUAGAGUUGCAAAAAGUUCGUGGUGAUCCUGUCGCAUACAAACAGCUGUGUAAUAAAGUGUCGAAUGAGUUGGGAGUAGCAGCAGGAAGCUUCAAUCAAGCCGCAGAAUUCUAGUAUUGUGAACUACUACUCCCAAUCAAGAGAGAAUUCUUGAGCCGAGCCAAGCCAAUGCAGAAAUUCUAGGCAUAAUAUUCUGUAGUUUAUUUAUAAUUGAAUGAAACAGUGGUGCUGCCAAGACACUUGAAAACAGUGUCGAAACCUAUGUGUAGUUCUGUCCUGAGGCAGCGGAUGAAAAGUAUAUACAUACAAUGAAGCAAGCAUAUAUAUGUUGGUUGUUUCUUUCUCAGCAUCAGGAAAGGCAAUGCCGCCUGACUGACGGUUGUAAGAAUUGGUUCCAAAUCUUCUUAGAAAAAAGAAACAAUACCCAUAGUUAACCAAAAA
This is a messenger RNA of Andrographis paniculata, 1914 nucleotides long. RefSeq names its product CBL-interacting serine/threonine-protein kinase 1-like. Gene Ontology annotation, molecular function: protein kinase activity; ATP binding. The record is from RefSeq and is a predicted model, not a curated record. The transcript is spliced from 12 exons. The coding region runs from base 145 to 1587 and encodes 480 amino acids. Gene Ontology annotation, biological process: signal transduction; protein phosphorylation. NCBI's taxonomy places the organism in Eukaryota, Viridiplantae, Streptophyta, Magnoliopsida, Lamiales, Acanthaceae.